Molecule: messenger RNA, 1908 nt
Organism: Colletotrichum costaricense
Lineage: Eukaryota; Fungi; Ascomycota; Sordariomycetes; Glomerellales; Glomerellaceae
Exons: 1
Coding region: 1-1908 (635 amino acids)
Source: RefSeq, a predicted model, not a curated record
AUGCCAUCAUUCGCGCAAAAGCAUCAGUUCAUUCUGCCGCAACCUGCGCAAACGGCAUCACUGGCGGGCCCGUCGUGCCCUCAAAAGAGGCGUCUGUCAAGCGUUGACGACUCACCUUCACCAGAUGCACUCAUCGCCACUGAGCAGCCCUUGAAGCGGGCCAAGCUGGAGAGCACCAACCUCGCCGUCUCUGACAUCCCUUCCAGUGUCGUCUCUGACGUACCAGCAUCCGCGUCUUUGCCUGUGCCUGUGCCUGCCGCUGUUCCAGCAGUGACUAACGACAUGGAGGACGCGCGCGACGCUAUCCAGUACCAAUUUGGUCUUGAGAUCUUGCUCAAGCACAAUGAGCUGAGGCUAAUCAACCAAGAACUGGCAAAAUGUCAGGUUGCUCUCGAGCAACUCCGUCGCUGCCAUCUCAUUCCGUAUCCUACUGCCUGUCCCACUCCUGCGCAGAUGUUGGAUAUCAGCAACGGAAAGGGUCCAGCUCUGCAAAACCGUCCGGGAGAGCCUGUCCCCCAAUGGGCUGCGCCUUUUGGAGUUGUCGAUGGACCUUACGCUCGACACUACGCCAAGUGGCUCAUCCCCGAUCCCAAGUUUGAUGGCAUGCAACCUGAGUGGUACCCAGUGCUUGAGACUGCCCGUAGCAGAAGCUCAGUUGAGGGACGAACGACAAGGAACAGCAUGUCUGAUCUCGCCAGCGCAAACAAGAACCGCUCGACUCGGGGUAUUGGCAGCCAGAAGCUGCAGUCUCUCUCCAGCGGCUACCCUCAGCCAAAGGAGAAGGCCGGGCCUUGUGUUCUCAAGCGCUCCGACGGCCAGACUGUGAAGCUCGUCUGCUUGGAUUGCAAUCGGGAGAACUUCAGCAGCACUCAGGGCUUCAUCAACCACUGCCGCAUCGCCCAUAGGCGAGACUUCAAGAGCCACGAAGAGGCGGCUGUUCAUUGCGGUCACCCCAUCGAGGUUAACGAAGGCGGCAGUCUCGUUGGAGAGGAAAAGGCUCCGCCUCCCCCAUCAACCGCCAUCGCGUCUGGUCUUGUCCAUCCUUUUGCCCAGACCGACAUGUCUACCCAACAGGCGUACGUUGCUUUGCGUUCUAGGAUCGCAGAUUCCCUCAAGUUGUAUCGUGAUGGCAAGCUGCCUGGCGUUACAAGCAUCCCUCAAAGUACUUCAAAGGCAGAGCCUGCGAGGUCCGCUGCGCCAAAGGCUGGAAACUUCGUCGCCUCGGCUGACACCCCCUUCCUUUCGCGACUCAUGCAGAGCAGAAACUUCACCGGCAACCUCAGUGACAUUGUCAGUGACGCCAAGGAGAAGAUGUCGCUUGAAGACCUCACAUCGCCAGGUGAGGAAUCGGAAGAUGCCGAGACUGGUCUCGGCAGCCCGAAGAGCAAUGCUGGAUCAGCUGCUCGUAUGCCUGCCAUGCGCAUGCCUGCGAGAGCACCAAUGUCACCCGUCACUCUGACUUCGUCGACAAGACCAACAAGCAGCAAGGGAAGGUCGCCUUCUACAGGCUUUGCUUCGCCUCCCAUGAGCAGUCCCGAGAAGGACGACGGACCCACCAGGGUAGUAAUACACUCUGGUGAGGAUGUUGACAUGGAGGACGUUGACCUCAGCCCCAGCACAAUGGUCAGCAACAACGCACCUUCGCUUGUCAGCGACGAUGGCGAAUAUGAUGACUCCGAUGACGGGUCGUCCGAAUCAGGUGUCAGUGACCGCAUGGAUGCCGAGUCGGUGUCUGACGUUGCUGAGAUCACACUUGAUGAGGAUCACGAUGGACGCCCUCUUGGUCAUCACAGGGAGUCUAGCGGAGUCGGUUCCGGUACUGCGAUGCGUCUCAAGAAGGAUGAGAACAAGCAUGUCACUUUCGUUAGCCCUGUCCACGACAGCGCGAAGCGAGCCCGAAAAGUUUAG